CGCCGCCGCCGCCGCCUGGUGCGUCGAUAUGAAACCGGCGACAGCAAACGGAUCCAGAUUCGGAUCCGACUCGGGGCCUAUCGCCGGCGACACCCGUGAUUGGUCCCGCUUGCCGGAGGACCUGCUGGUCAGCGUCCUGCGGGCGCUGCACGUCGACGAUGCCGUCCGCUCCGGCGCCGUCUGCGCCUCCUGGAACUCGGCGUACGCCGCGUUCCGACGGCUCCGCGUCCCGUCGCCGAAGCAGCCCCCCUGCCUGCUCUACGCGCCCGACGCCCUCAGCCCCGGCGCCGCCGCGCUCCACUGCCCGUCCACCGGCGCCACGCUGCGGAUCCCCUCCCCGCGGGCCCCGCUCGCCCGCCGGCCCCUGCUGGGCUCCGGCCACGGCUGGCUCGUCACCGCCGACGAGGCCUCCAACCUGCACCUUCUCAACCCCGUCACCGGCGCCCAGGUCGCGCUCCCGCCCAUCACCGCGCUCCACCACGUCGAGAGCGGCACGGACGAGGAUGGCGACCCCGCGUACCUCGUCUACGAGAACCUGUUGGAGUACAAUUACAUCACGCACCGGGGCGAGGUGAACACCAAGCCGACCAUCCUGGAGAUGGACGACGCGUACGAGUGCAUGUACUUCCGCGUCGUGCUGUCGGCCGGCCCAUCCGCCGGGCGCGGCUGCGUCGUGCUGCUGCUGCACAUGCCGCUGGGAGAGGUCUCCUUCGCCAGGCUCGGCGACGACCGGUGGACUUGGGUCGCACCGGGAGACGACGACACGGGUCUCCCGUGGAGGUACGGCUACCGGGACGCCAUGUACAGUGCCGCCGAUGGCUUGUUCUACCUGCUCGGUUUAGACGCCUCCAUGUGCAGCUUGGACCUUAACGGGCCUUCGCCGGUGGCACGUAAGAUCCUCGACAGCGUGCCGAAAUCUGCCGAUGCGAGCAAAUACCUCGUUCAGACACCGGCCGGUGACAUCUUGCAGGUUUGGAGGUCCAGGGAAGAAGUCGACUCGGAAAUACCGGCAGAGUAUCCACCGGACUACGUGGUGGACGAAAGCAUAGGGGGUCCGGACCCAUGUUUGGAGCUCAACACCAUUGAGAUGCAGCUGUACAAGGUUGACCUCCAUGGACGCAGGGUGGAGCUGAUCAAGAGCCUGCCGGAGUAUGCAUUGUUUCUUGGCUACAAUGGUUCUAUGUGUCUACCGGUGAAGGAUUUCCCUGGGUUAAAGCCGAAUUGUGCCUACAUGACUGACGACUCCAUGGAGUAUAUUAAUUUCUGGAAGCAUAACCGGAGAGAAAUUGGUAUUUGGAGUUUGGCAGAGCGAAGCAUGUCGAAGCUUGUUGAUGUCUCACAGACUAUUUAUCCUUGGCUGAAUUGGCCAUCUCCUAUCUGGAUUCAACCAUCCUUUUUCUAGCUAGUGGAGGAUGCUUGCAGAAGCUGUUGUACUUUUGUUAUUCAGAAUAAUUGCUUCUUUUUAUCUGGACAACUGCUAUUAGUGACUUCUAUAUUCAAAAUAGUUGUGACCAUUAAUCUUAGAUGUAUUCUCUAGGUAACUUUGAUUGGUAAAUUAAUAAGUCGAUUUAGUUUGCCAUACCAAAUAGUUGUAUUAUGACAUCUAGGUAUUAGGUGUUCUGUGGCACCUUCUCUGUCGGAUGGAUCCUCUCGAGCUAAGGAUUGGAUUAGCCUGC
This is a messenger RNA of Sorghum bicolor (sorghum), 1676 nucleotides long. RefSeq lists its product as uncharacterized. The record is from RefSeq and is a predicted model, not a curated record. Bases 29 to 1402 code for a protein of 457 amino acids. Gene Ontology annotation, molecular function: protein binding. The transcript has a single exon. NCBI's taxonomy places the organism in Eukaryota, Viridiplantae, Streptophyta, Magnoliopsida, Poales, Poaceae.